CCACAGGACCUGAACGCAGCGCGGCGCAGCGAUACGGACACAGUUCCGUCCCGAAGCCCGACAGAGAGCCGCUAAGCUAGUCACAGCUAACCCGCAGCAGCACCCGAGCCCAGCAACACCGUCGCGGCGUCUCGACGUUCACGUUAAAACAAGUAACGCAGAGUAAUGUCAGUAUUAACGACGAGUACAGUUAAUAUCAGGUAACGUUUCCGGCAGCCGUUUCGACCGAGCCGUAAAGAAGAGGAGGACUUCAUCCACCGCGUGUGUCGCUUUCUCUCAGAUACCGGCCGCCGUAAAGAAGAGAUGCCUCAGAAACAGAGGACCAAGUCCUGGACGGAGUUGAAACAAGCUGGAAAUGAAUGUUUCAAGACAGGCCAGUAUGGAGAGGCCACCAAUCUUUACAGCCAGGCAAUCAAAGAGCUGGAGAAGUCCAAUAAAAAGAACCCAGAGGAUUUGGGCAUCUUGCACUCAAACCGUGCAGCCAGCUACCUGAAAGAGGGCAACUGUGGCGAAUGUGUGAAAGACUGCAACACUUCUCUGGAGUUGUUCCCGUUCAACGUGAAGUCCCUGCUGCGCCGGGCCGCUGCCUACGAGGCUCUGGAGCGCUACAGGCUGGCUUACGUAGACUACAAGACGGCUCUGCAGAUCGACUGCAGCAUCGCAGCGGCUAGCGACGGCACCAACAGGAUGACGAAGGCGCUCACAGAGGCAGACGGCCCGUCAUGGAGAGAAAAGCUCCCCCCCGUCCCCACGGUGUCUCUGUCCGAUAGAGAGAAACUAUCCCAGAAGAGCACAGCCACCGCUGCACAGCCCACCGCGACCCCCAAACAGAACGGCACCCGACAAUCGAACAAACCUGUUCCCAGUGACAAAGACCUGAAGAAAGCACAAACCCUGAAGGAAGAAGGCAACGCCCUGGUGAAGAAAGGAGAGCACAAGAAGGCCAUAGAGAAGUACAGCCAGAGCCUCAAACUCAACCCCACCGAGCUCACGACCUACACCAACCGGGCGCUGUGUUACCUGUCGGUGAAGCAGUACCGGGACGCCGUCCGGGACUGUGACGAGGCUCUGCUCAUCGACAGCAGCAACAUCAAGGCUCUCUACAGGAGGGCUCAGGCUCACCUGGAGCUCAAGGACAUCAAAGGCUGCGAGGACGACCUGAGCACCCUUCUCAGGGUGGAACCAAAGAACGUGGCCGCCCUGAAGAUGCUGCAGGACGCGCGCAACCAGAAGUGAUGAGCCGGAGGGGGGGGGGGGCGGGGGGGCUUUAAGGAGCGGUCACUACGCAGCCUACGGGAGGGGGGCAGCCGAGCAGUGACACCAUCCGGCCGCCUUCGGUCUGUGUUUCCCAAAAGCUUUGUUCGAUUCCGCUGGAAAAAACGCCAGCUCGGCAUCAAGCUGCUUCUGGAAAACUCUGCUCCCCCCUGAGGGGACUGAGGGGGAUUCAGGAAGAAGCCUCGAUGAUGGUAUUCUACCGGUUUUAGUGUCACUGAGUAUUUAUGGUUAUUUAUGUAACGGCUGAGGUUAUUGCCAUGCAUCACGGUUCUAAACGGAGAAUAAACCUCUACCUGGUGUUGGAUGUGGAGCCCUGUCCACAUGUCAUGUGACCCAACUAAAGGCGUUGUCAUAUUCCCACAUCAGAAGGCUUCCAUUAAAUAAUUUGAUACGGUAAUAAGGAAUCAAUACAAUCCACUGCAGUGUAUGUCAAAAUAAUAAGUAUUCAGGUUGAAGGAAGGUUCCACAUCAACUUCUCGUUGCAGUUCCUUCUGUUUAGAAUUUAAAGUGCGUAUUGAAGCCUGAUCAUAGAUCCCAGCUGAAGGUUUAUUCUGCGUUUAGACUACAAGUAAACAACCAUUUUAACUUACUGUUCUCCACUCAGGUAGUUCAUUCUCCUGUGUUUGGUUCUGAGGCUUUCGAUCACCUUCUACGUGGGAUCCUCAUUGUCGGUUGUUUCGGGGGAGCUGAGCUGUGUUUUAGUUGACUGUCUGGGCCCCGAUAUUCUCAAGUCAUGUGAACACGAAGUACAGGUUGUACGUGUGCCGUUUAAGCUCCGCCCACCAAACAUAUCGACACAUCUGUCUCACUCCACUAUAAUUGUGCUUUUGACUUUUAGGUCCUGAGAGUCACUUUGUUCACAUGUCAUUCAAAAAGAAAGUGAAAGAACCCUGUUGGUUGGGUGGCCCGUACAAGAUGCUGUCCUGUGAUCCUGCUGUAGCUUGGCAAUCUCUAUCUUGCCCAAAGUGCCUGUCUAUCUCCUCCGUCUCUUCCCAAAUGUCCUACAUGCAAGGAAGGUUUAUGAAACUAAAUCCUUUUUGUUUACCGUUGUAUCAUUUCUGUAACUUUUCGUUUGAACUGCAAAUAAAAUAAGAAAUAAACA
Pungitius pungitius (ninespine stickleback) is the source of this 2377-nucleotide messenger RNA. It is a transcript of the gene tomm34, whose product is annotated as translocase of outer mitochondrial membrane 34. Gene Ontology annotation, cellular component: mitochondrion; cytosol. Bases 304 to 1236 code for a protein of 310 amino acids. Gene Ontology annotation, molecular function: heat shock protein binding. The record is from RefSeq and is a predicted model, not a curated record. Lineage: Eukaryota; Metazoa; Chordata; Actinopteri; Perciformes; Gasterosteidae. The transcript is spliced from 8 exons.